Messenger RNA from Archocentrus centrarchus (flier cichlid), 1246 nucleotides. It is a transcript of the gene timm29, whose product is annotated as translocase of inner mitochondrial membrane 29. The record is from RefSeq and is a predicted model, not a curated record. Bases 102 to 866 code for a protein of 254 amino acids. Lineage: Eukaryota; Metazoa; Chordata; Actinopteri; Cichliformes; Cichlidae. Gene Ontology annotation, biological process: protein insertion into mitochondrial inner membrane. The transcript has 2 exons. Gene Ontology annotation, cellular component: TIM22 mitochondrial import inner membrane insertion complex.
GAAGCCUGCGCCAUUUUGACUUCAUGUGAGGUCUCUGCUGGAGAGCUAGAAUGCCGGGUAUGCAUGAGGUUUACCGGCUUUAGUGCAUAAGACUCGUGAAAAUGGCCUCGUUACGUGCAGCGAGGGUGCUGUUCAGCUCGGCGGCGGAAGCAGCUGCGCCUCCGGUCACAGCGAGCCGCUGGGAGCGGCUGAGAAACAGCAAAGCGGGUGUGUGGUGUCGCAGCCUGCUGUCUGACUACAAAGAAGCAUGCAGAGAGAUGGUUGUUGGUGCCUGGGAGAGGCCGCUCAAAACCUCUGUGUACGUGACUGUGUUGGGCGGGGCCUGGGCCUGCUUCUACACCAAACCCGACCGCUUUUCCUUCGAUGCUGCAAUGCUGGAGCAUUCCAACCAGCUGGGCCUGCUGUCCCCGUGGAUCCGCAGCUCCACCUCUGACGGCCACGUCCAGAGUCUGGUGAAGCUCCGUAAUGAGGGCCGGCUCCGCCACAUUAGCCUGGGUCUUCUUUCUGUGGUAUACUAUGCUGACUAUGACCCGGACACCAUGCUGUAUGAAGCCCAGUGCUCUAACCUGUCAGUGCCCUGGAGGGAGCUCGCUCAGCGGGUGUUGGAUGUUGGCUUUGCUGGCCGCUGGUGGAUUUUGAACUCAAAGAUGAAGGAGUAUGAUGUGAAUGAGGAAGAAUUCAAGCACUUGCCGGCAUACAUGCAGGGAAAAUCAGCACCCAGCGUCGAGGAGGUGGAAAAGAACGAGAAGUUGCACAAAGAGUCGUGGCUACCAGUGAGCAUGGAGGACAAAGAAGAAGAAAAGAGAAGUGGUGGCCAGAGAGAAGAGAGAGAGAAAACCAGUGAAAGAGGAGCAGUCUCGCACUGAGGCUGAAUGGGCCACACACACACACACACACACACAGACCCUCAUUCUCUCUUUUUUGUUGUAGUGUUGGAUUUAUUACAUCAGUUUCAGCCAUGAACUGACCAAAUGUUGUUCUGCCACCAUGUGACCGUAAAUCUUACAGAUGUUAACGUGUGGCACAUGUUUUGCAUCUGAUGUGGAUCUGCUGACACACUGAGUUUUGUGAUUAUUAAAGGCUGUCAGUAAUAAUCCAAAUGAGAUGGUUUUUGUGGAUUUUAUUUGUAAGUUUGUACAUGUUUUUGAAAGCACAAAUAUUGUUGUUACAUUUAACAACAGAGGAAAAAAAUAACCAAAUGACAGCAAAUCAUAAUAAACACAUUUUGUGAAGUGAAUGAUCUCAA